UACCGUGUCUGGUCUGUUACUGCUUUUAAACGUGACAGUGGUUACGUGACCGGAAAGUGUCAAACAUGGCAACGUAGACUUCCUCAACCAUUGGAUUUAAAGCGGGAACGAGACGAAGCAGUCAUCUAAAAAGUUUACUAACUUACAGCUGGCAUAACAGUUGUGAAACAUCGUGCCAAUGGGUCGUUUGUGGUAAUAAACACGCUAACACAACUCGUGUGCUGUUUAUUAGUGUAAAAUUACGGAAUAAUGUAGCUAACGUACGUUGAGCAAAGCAGCUAACCGACAAAACGGGGAAACGUCGAGGCACUAACGUUACGUAACGUUACACGGGACAAAUAAGGAUAUCCUGGGCAUGUUGACUAAAGAAAGGAGGGCAAUACAAGCGUGUUUUACUCCAUGAAAGAGAAAUGAAAGAAUAGAAUGAAGCCGAAACGCAUCCAGAGGCGUAACGUUACAGGACCCAAGUGGCAAGGGAAAGGCGCCAGUACUGGUGGUGACAACGCAGCCCUGAGCCAAGCUAAGCCAACAUGUGUGUCCUCUACUGCUCAAGUCAAACCUUUUGCUGGGAAAGUGUUUUACCUGGAUCUGCCAUCAAACAGAAUAGCAGAGACAUUGGAGAAUGACAUCAAAAACCUGGGAGGGACUGUUGAGAAGUUCUUCAGUAAGGAAAUUAAGUAUCUGGUAUCCAACAAGAGGGAGGCUAGAUAUGUGCAGUGCCUCAGGCAGGACUCUCCUGUCCCCAGCCCGGACUCCGGCCCGAGUUCACCUCACCCUCGAACAAACCAGCACCAGCCUGGCACCCGUGGGGACAACAUCAAAAGCAAGUCUCAGGGCCAAACAGACUCUUUUGUUCAAAGUCGAGGGAAGUCUUUGGUGGAGAGAGUGGUGAAAGAGCAGGAGAGGAUGAAAAUGAACAAGAUCCUGUCAAAUGCUCUGGAGUGGGGUGUGAAAAUCCUCUACAUAGAUGAUAUAAUGGCAUAUGUUCAGAAGAAAAAAAAGAUUGUCAGCAAACUGUGUCCUGCUACCACUGCUGUCAAAACGAGCGUCAAAGCUCAGUCAGAAGCAAAGCAAGGCUUUCAGAAAUGCAAAGGGGGAAGGAUCAGUAAACCGUUUGUUAAGGUUGAGGAUUCAAGCAGACACUACCGUCCAAUCUACCUCACUAUGCCUAACAUGCCGGAGUUCAACCUGAAGACUAUUCCUCCAUGUAGUCCUUUCUGUGUCGAGGACAAGGAUCCUCCUGGGAACAAACAGCCGGGACACAGAGGUGUGAACGCCUCAGCCAGUGAAGAGCGACAACACGGCCGAAAGAAGACGAGAGACAAGAAACGAGGUGGCUACUGCGAGUGCUGUAUGAUCAAAUAUGAGAACAUCACCACGCAUCUAAAGAGUGAACGUCACAAGGCUUUCUCCAAGAGUGACAAAUACCUGGUGGUGGACAAACUGGUUUCAACUCUGCAGCACUGCAACUUUCUCCACAUCAAAACUCAAGUUAAAAGACCAAAGUGCAGUGUUUCCUCUGUUCUGAUUGUUCCUGGACCAUGUGGGAAAACUGUGCAAAGACACAAGGGAGAUCUUGAUACCACAGAAGAAGAGCAGCACCAGACUCUCGAUGGGCAUGAGGUUUCUUAUUCAGGACACACUUUAAAAAUCAGAUCAGAUGCAGGUUCUGCUCCUCUGAUUCACAGGGAGGGGGAGAGGAGGAGCUAUUACACACACUCAGACAGAUCCAAGCACAAAUCUAUUGCACGUAAACGGCCAUGUAGGCAGAAUUCUUUGACUUCUUGCUCUCAAAAACCUGAGCAAGCUCCAAUUCCUCAGCCCAAGAUGGAAAUGGCCCCCUCUAGAGGUGAAUGUCUUCCCUCUAUUCCCUCCAGAGAUACUCGGGUCAAUAAGGUGGACCAAACAAUAACUCAAGACAUGAACAGCUCAACCUCUCACUUCCAUAAUGUGAAUGUACAGAAUGAAGCUUCUUCAAAAUGCCUUGAUGUUGAAACAAAUCAACAAGAGGAGUCUGAUAAGAAACAGGAUUCCUUAGUGUAUGAGGCUGUUGAGGAUGGAAACAUAUUGCCUGACAAAAUGACUACAAACAACCUCUCAGAAAGGGAAGAAGCGAGCCUUCCUUCACUAAGCUUCUCUCCGGUCCGGAAAAUACAGAGGAGGGUGAGAGUUUAUAGACGCAAAAGACGGAAAGUAAACCCACACGUUGAACAGGUAGAGCCAAGUGACUUUCCCGAUGACUCCAGGCUCAAACUUUGGGAACUUUUUCAGUCAAGUGAUGACAUGGACGUGGAAUUUCUGGGCUUUAAGGACUAG
Perca fluviatilis (European perch) is the source of this 2316-nucleotide messenger RNA. RefSeq names its product DBF4 zinc finger (gene dbf4). Gene Ontology annotation, molecular function: nucleic acid binding; protein serine/threonine kinase activator activity; zinc ion binding. The coding region runs from base 424 to 2316 and encodes 630 amino acids. Lineage: Eukaryota; Metazoa; Chordata; Actinopteri; Perciformes; Percidae. The transcript is spliced from 13 exons. Gene Ontology annotation, cellular component: nucleus; Dbf4-dependent protein kinase complex. The record is from RefSeq and is a predicted model, not a curated record. Gene Ontology annotation, biological process: positive regulation of nuclear cell cycle DNA replication; regulation of cell cycle phase transition.